Molecule: messenger RNA, 1587 nt
Organism: Saprolegnia parasitica CBS 223.65
Lineage: Eukaryota; Oomycota; Saprolegniomycetes; Saprolegniales; Saprolegniaceae
Exons: 3
Coding region: 19-1488 (489 amino acids)
Cellular component (GO): cytoplasm
Molecular function (GO): guanyl-nucleotide exchange factor activity
Source: RefSeq, a predicted model, not a curated record
CCAAGCGAUCGAGCGACGAUGAAGCGGACGCGCGUGGACGGCCAUCUUUCCAAGGAGGAGUACGCGAGCUCGGAGGCGACGGCGGGCGGCGGUGGCAGCGGUGACCAUGCGCUAGCCUCGGACGACGUCAUGCGCAGCCGGCGCGUGGUCACGGCCCGGAGCACUGAGCGCAAGCGCCAUGCCUAUGCGCUCAACCAAAACUUCUACCAAGGCAUCAAGCUGCAGCAUGCGCAGAACGCCAAGGGCUCGUGGGUCGACAACAUGGCUGAAUACAUGGCGUACGUACAAGAGAUCGAAGGCCGGUACGGCGACAAGAGUGGCGUCAUCAUGACGUUUGGCAGCGGUGACUGCGGCCAGCUCGGCCAUGGUGUCGACGAAGACGAGGACAUGAUCGUGUCCGUACCCCGCGUUGUCGCAGCCCUUUCCAAGCAACAGAUCGUGCGCGUCGGCUGCGGCGGUCUGCACACGGCUGCUGUCACCAAGGACGGCGAUGUCUACACGUGGGGCUGCAACGACGACGGCGCGCUGGGGCGUACCGGCGAUGAGAACGCCCCCGCCCUCGUUACGGGCUUUCCCGCCAACACCUCCAUUAUCAAUGUUGUCGGCGGUGACUGCCACUCGGUUGCUCUCGGCGUCGAUGGCAGCGUCUUCAUGUGGGGUUCGUACAAAGACAAGGAGGGCAAGCUGUGGUGCGACGCUGCGACGCCGAAAGAGACGUUCAAGAACAAGCAGCUGACGCCGUUCAGCAUUCCGGGCCUCUCGAACAUUGUCGACAUUGAUUGCGGCAGUAGCUUCAACCUCGCGCGGGCCGCCGAUGGCCACGUCUACUCGUGGGGUCUUGGUGAAAUGGGCCAGCUCGGCCGCCCCGUCUCGGACAAGAUCCGCGCGCCGUCGGGCGAGUACGACCUCCCGCUCGUCUUCAACCAGCACCUCAAGCCAGCGCUGGUCCUUUUGAACGGGAAGAAGCUCUUGUGCAAAGCGAUUGGCUGCGGCUCGUACCACUCGCUCUUUAUCGCAAGCGAGACGGGCGGCAUCUACGCGACGGGCUUGAACAACUAUGGCCAGCUCGGCCUCGGGCACGACGCCAACCAGAUCGAGCCGCAGCUCGUCGAGGCGCUGAGCCACAAGGUUGGACAGGCGGUCGCGGCCGGCACGCACAACUCGCUCGUGCUCAUGGCCGACGGCACCAUGUAUUCGUUUGGGCGCGCCGACUCGGGCCAGCUCGGUACGAUCGACAACCCCGAGACGGGCGCAAUGAAGGAGUCGCCUCAAGAAAUCAUCGUCAAGGCCAAGGGCGGUCGCGUCUACUUUGCCAAGAUCUCGUGCGGCUCCAACCACUCGCUCGCCGUGACGUCCGAGAACGACGUGUACGCGUGGGGCUAUGGCGACAUGUGUGCGCUCGGCACAGGCGACGACAAGGACGAGUACAAGCCGCGUCUUCUUGAUUGGACAAAACCAAGUUUGGGCCCGCGCGCAUGCUCCAAGUAAACGCUGGUGGCCAACACAGCGCGAUUGUCGCGCUCAAGGACUAAUGUAAUCAAGCCAACGAAACGAUCCUUGGGAUUUGUAUAUGUACAUCGAACUGGG